AUGUCCAAAGACUUUGGGCGACACAUGGCCUGGGAAGUUGAUAUGUUCAACGGUCGAGCCGCCAAUGGGGAAUACAGCAUGCGUCAUGACCUCGUUGAGAUCGACCCUAUCCUGGGCCUGUUCCCUCGCCGAAUGCUCUACCACGCUGACAAACAGCCUGUCUGCCAUAAUGGUGGUAUUACCUUCCUCACCAUGUCUCACAAUGCUACGCAAGCACUUUUAAUGUAUCUGCCGGAGGCCAUGUGA
This is a messenger RNA of Aspergillus heteromorphus CBS 117.55, 246 nucleotides long. RefSeq lists its product as uncharacterized. The coding region runs from base 1 to 246 and encodes 81 amino acids. NCBI's taxonomy places the organism in Eukaryota, Fungi, Ascomycota, Eurotiomycetes, Eurotiales, Aspergillaceae. The transcript is spliced from 2 exons. The record is from RefSeq and is a predicted model, not a curated record.